GAGAAGCAACAAAAUAGCAAUGUUACCAAAUGGAAUUUUUGAUGUAUUGACGAAGCUAGAGACACUAAACUUGGGUAACAAUAACAUAACAACGUUACCAAAUGGAAUCUUUGAUGCAUUGACGAAGCUACAGAAACUUGGAUUAUAUGGAAACCCUCUAAUUUGCAAUUGUCCAUUAGUCGACAUUGUUCUCUUGGUGAAAAGAAGACGAUUACAGUGGAUUCUCGGUCCUUCCUGUCACAGCCCUGUGACUCUAAGAAAAACAUUGCUGAAGGACCUGAAACUUCAAGAAGUAAUUUGUGAUUCAGAUUCCACCACCGGUUCUAUCCGCGUGGAAACAAGAGUUCCUGGUACGUAUUUUGGAUCAAUUUAAUCAAAGGUUGUGUGAUUACUGGUGGUACAUGUAGCUUAAAACCUAGGACAGUUAGCCUUUGUUCUAAUUCUUCCUUCGUCAAGUUUUCUAUAUUAAAAGAGAAAAAAAAAUUUCCACUGAUGCAGAAACUGUCUUUUCGACAAUAACCGGAUUUGGCAAGUAUUCAACAUGUACCAAACAUUUUGAACAUUGUAUAGAACACUGAUUUGUAAAGUAGCAAUUUACAGUAUACGUCAAUGACACUUGAUGCAUGAAAUUAUCAGCAAUGAAUGUCAUUGUAUCUCUUGCCGCUAACAUCAUUGAAAACAUCGAUUUGAAAUGGCUUUAAAGCUUGAAGAAUUCCAAUCCACGAGGUAAACUCUUUGUGUAGAAAUUGGAUUAUUGUCCAAUAUCUAAACUGCCCUCGGCAUCGGAAGUAA
Ostrea edulis (European flat oyster) is the source of this 792-nucleotide messenger RNA. Its product is annotated as leucine-rich repeat transmembrane protein FLRT3-like. The transcript has 4 exons. The coding region runs from base 20 to 373 and encodes 117 amino acids. Gene Ontology annotation, molecular function: protein binding. NCBI's taxonomy places the organism in Eukaryota, Metazoa, Mollusca, Bivalvia, Ostreida, Ostreidae. Gene Ontology annotation, biological process: cell surface receptor signaling pathway. Gene Ontology annotation, cellular component: plasma membrane. The record is from RefSeq and is a predicted model, not a curated record.